CUCCAAAUGCCAAAAACCCCAAACCCCUUAGCUCCAAUUUACCGCUUUCUCUCCCUCUUGUGAAUGUGAAUAAUCCAAAGAAAUCCUCUCUGAGUUCUCCAACACCAAAGGGUACGACUCCCUUUCUUUCACCAAGAAGGCCAACUCUGUAAAGAUGACAAUCAUUUCUGAGAAGCUCUAUAUGGAUACUCAAGAAUUUGAAGUCAAAGACAAUACCCAUGUGCCGCCCAAAGAUACAACAGAUGAUGGGUCUGUUAGGUGUUCACUGAAAAUUGAAGUAAUUGAUGAUACAGCAAUGAUUGAUAUCUCUCAGGGUGGAAAAAGUCGCACAGUUGAUAAAAGAUUCAAAUCACGAACAAAUAGGAAGAAAAAGAAUGCAAAUCAUCAAGUGGAAAAAGAGAAUGGAGAGAAAAUGGUGGCAAGAAAAGCAAAAGGUAGGAAUAUGGCAGAAGCCAAAGAAAAAAAUGUGCUCAUUUCUGAUGGCUGUAAAAGGAAAGGAGGAGAAGAGAAAAUGGCUUAUCGUAGAAAGGAGUUGGAAAAUUUGAGAUUUAUUGGAAUCGAAGAACAGAGGAAAAUGUGGGCUGAGGUGUAUUGUGGGCUUGAUGAUACUGUGCAAAAGGAAUACGAUGGCCUCCUUCGGUCUAAUACUCAAAAGCACAUUCGUGGGCACCUUGGAAAAGAAAAUACCCCUGUGAUUUCUGGUAAUGACCAUUCAGGGCACUCGGAUGAUCAAGAAGGGAGUAUAGACACUAGAUAUUCUCCUUCGGCAUUUCCUCUCAGUAGGGAUGAUGGCAUCUCUUAUGAGGGAAAAAGCGAUGUUUAUGAAGAAAGUGAUGAUAGCAAUGAUGAUUAUAGUAGCAUCCAAAGACCUGCCUUUAUAGUUACAGGAGAGCCUGACUUUGAUUCUGGUCCUCCUGAAGAUGGGCUUGAGUAUCUUAGGCGUGUCAGGUGGGAAGCAUUACAGUUGCCAAAAGUGAAGGUCGCAAAGGUUGAAGGCAGUAAACUAAACAAAGAACAGACGUCUUACAUGCCUCAAAUUCCUGAUAUUGCAAGCUGUCUAGAGCACUUGUUGCCGCUCAAGGAGUGGGAGGAAGCGUUCCUUGCUGAUUUUUCAGAGCUAAGACAGGCUUUAUCACGUUUGGAAGCUAAUGUUGGAACUUCUACUCAGCUGCGUUCAGCAACCUUUGUUGAUCAAGAAAACUCUUCAGAUCAGCUUCCUGAAAACAUUGUUUUGGAUAAGUUUGAUGGUUUGAUGUCAGGAGAAGACGAGUCUUGCCUAUCUGAUGCUGGUGAUGAUCCUGACCUGGGAAAUUCCAUACCAAAGUCAUCUCCUGCCGGAAGAUUUGGCAACAGCCCUACCUUGUCUGUUAUCUUACGAAUGGAUGCUGCAGGUCAAGUUUCAAUGUUAAGGAAGCGAAUUACAGCUGUGCAAAGCAUGAGUGCUCUUUCAAGGGAUGACUGCUUAUGGCUGUUUGCUCUGUGCGCUGCGGUUGAUACUCCUGUCAAUGCUGAUACAUGUGCAGCCCUACGGUCAUUACUCCGAAAAUGUGCAAGCUUGAGAGCUGAGAAGUCCAAACUCGAUGAUGAAGUUAUUAUGCUUAAUAUGUUGGUCACAAUAUCUGGCAGAUAUUUUGGACAGUCGGAACAAUGAAUAUAUAUUUCUCAAACAAAACUUCUCCAAUCGGCCUCUUUCUUCUCAUUAUUCUGUCGGGCCUAGGGUACAACGGCCUUUCUUAUUCCACUUUCUCGAAAUGUAGAGCAGCGAAUUUUUAUUUAAUCGAAAAGCCCUGUUGGGGGACUUGAACAAAAUAUACUUUUCAGUUUUCUUUGGUCAUGGUGUUCCCAUGAUAAUUUAUACUAAAAAAAGUAGAGUUGAUGUGAUGAACACUAUUAAACUGCUGUAAGACAAGAAUUUGGAGUGCUAAUAAUUUUAGAUGGAGGGUUCUUGCUAAA
Molecule: messenger RNA, 1953 nt
Organism: Nicotiana attenuata
Lineage: Eukaryota; Viridiplantae; Streptophyta; Magnoliopsida; Solanales; Solanaceae
Exons: 4
Coding region: 155-1651 (498 amino acids)
Biological process (GO): spliceosomal snRNP assembly
Cellular component (GO): nucleus; SMN complex
Source: RefSeq, a predicted model, not a curated record